AUGUGCGGAACGGCCAGCCACAAGUCGGAACACGGACACGGUCAUCCUCACCACUUGUUCAGAGUGCCGACAGCCCACGUAGCCGCCUACGAGUAUUUGGUCAAAGAGAACAAGACGAGCGACCCGAAGAAACCCGGCGACGCGCUGACCGCCUUCAGCAGAAGCACCUUCGACAAGUGCUCGUCGUUCUUCGGAGAGUUAAAGAAUUCGCCGGCUUACAAGGUACUGUUCUUCACGCAACCUGCGCACGUGAUAAUGGCGUUGGCCGUCAUUCUGGUGGCCGCGUCCAUGUUGCCCGGCGACAUGAAGAAAGCGUCAAACGCCAACGGUGAAAGCGUCAAGCCCAGGACUUUCGUCAACUUCGUCUACCUGGCCGCUUUCUGCACGCACGUGGGCGCCCAGUUCUGGAUGACAUUCAUUUCCGGGUUGAGCUUGUACUUCAACUUGGCCAGACACGCUUUCGGUGACGUCCAAAAGAUUCUGUUUCCCAAAUACUUUUCGCUUAACAGUCUGCUAAGCGCCAUCACGCUCAUCCAAUUCGGCAAGAUGCACGUCGCUGCCAACGUGUGGGACGUACACACGUAUUUACAGUUGUUCGUGUUGAGCUUGUGCUUCCUGCUGGAACUGAUGAUCCGACUGUACGUGGUGCCGCCACUGUUGCGACUCAUCACCGUCAAGACGGCAAUCGAGAAGUCUGCGGGCGUCGGCAACGAAGUGGGCCACUACGACCUGGGCCCGCUGGUCGACUGCCCGCACUACAUGGCCAUCCACAAGGCUUUUCGUCAGGUGCAUCUGUGCGUGGGCAUCGGUAACGUCGUCACCAUGAUGUGCACUGCCUUCCACUUGGCGUACAUCGCGUCCUAA
This is a messenger RNA of Macrosiphum euphorbiae (potato aphid), 864 nucleotides long. The record is from the annotation of a GenBank genome assembly. NCBI's taxonomy places the organism in Eukaryota, Metazoa, Arthropoda, Insecta, Hemiptera, Aphididae.